AUGACCGAGUCGUCGAUUCAGGUAGCGGUGCGCAUCCGCCCCCUGAACGCGAAGGAGGUGUCGCUGCUUGCGCCAGUGGACACCUCCCAACCGUUCCAGGGGGAUGGUGGUUUGGCCGGCUCGCCGAGCAAGGCCCCCAACGCCAUCACGGCGAUGCGCACCAACUACAUCCGCAACAUUCUGUCGCCGGUCGACGACAAGGUGCUCGUGUUUGACCCUGCGGACCCCUCUGCGAACAUGCGUGGUGCGCGGCCGGCAAUGCAUAUGCAGUUCCACGGCAACGGGCGGCGCGCACGCGACGUGCGCUACGCUUUCGACCGUGUCUUUCCCCCUCCGACGACGCAGCAGGAGGUGUAUCGCGGCACGGUCGAGCGCAUGCUGCCUGGGAUCCUGAGUGGAUUCAAUGCGAGUGUAUUCGCAUACGGUGCGACGGGCUGCGGAAAAACACACACCAUCAGCGGCACGUCGGAGGACCCAGGGCUGAUCUUUUUGACGAUGCGCGGCCUGUACGAGCGCAUCGAGGCCGAAAAGGACCAAUACGAGACGAAUGUGCGCCUGUCCUACCUGGAGAUCUACAACGAGACGAUCCGCGACCUGCUGUCGCCGACACCAACACCGCCGGGCCCUGGCCUCGCUCUGCGUGAGGAUGCUGCGAGCAAGAUCUCGGUCGUAGGCAUCACGGAGCACAUCCCCGAGUCCCCAGAGCAGGUCCUGGAGAUGAUUACCGAAGGAAAUAAGCGGCGCACGCAGAGCCCGACGAUGGCCAACGCGGUCAGCAGCCGCUCGCAUGCAGUGCUGCAGCUGAAUGUCACCCGCAAGCCACGCACGGCCGGCACGGUCGAGGAGAUGUGCAGUGCGUCGCUCAACAUCAUCGACCUGGCCGGCUCGGAGCGUGCGUCGGCGACAAACAACCACGGGAUGCGCAUGAAAGAGGGUGCAAAUAUCAACCGCUCCUUGCUGGCGCUUGGCUCGUGUAUCAAUGCACUGUGCCAGACCGGCGGAAGCAGGAACACAAAAGGACGGCACAUCCCCUACCGCAACAGCAAGCUCACACGCCUGCUCAAGUUUUCGCUCGGAGGCAACUGCAAGACGGUGAUGAUUGUGUGUGUGUCGCCGUCGAGCGCGCACUACGAAGAGACGCACAACACGCUCAAGUACGCGAACCAGGCCAAGAACAUCCAGACCAAGGUCACGCGCAACCUCCUGCACAUCGACCGCCACGUCGCACAGUACGUCCAGGCGAUUGCGUCGCUGCGCGAAGAGGUGCAGGAGCUCAAGGACAAGCUCGCCAUCGCAUCAAGCGGAGACGCGCCGGCCGAACGCCGCAAAAAGGCCGAGCGCGAGACACAGCUCGCCGAGGCGACCAGCCAGCUGCAGGCGGCCGCCGACGCAGCCACCGAGUCGGAGCGCGCCGCCGCCGCCGAGGCCGCGCCGACGUACGCCGCGGACGCGAUCCGCUCGGCCCUCACCACGGCGCUUGCGACGUGCGCGGACGAGGAUCGCGGAAUCCUGCAGACGAUCCUCGACCAGACACCGCAGACGCAGCCGCCGCCGGAGAGCGUUUAUGCCUUGCCGCAGCGCACACUCCCGUCGGCCGUGGCUGCAGACACGUCAUGCGCGGCGCUGUACGCUGCACGACACGCGCACCUCGAGGCGCACCUCGCCGCCGAGGCACGGCACGCCGCCCUCGCUGCGACGCGGCGCGUGCAGCAGUCGAUUGGGGGGCGCAUGGUCGACCUUGCGCUCAGUGCCGCACAUUCGACGCAGGCGCUGCAGUCGGCUGCCACCGAGCUCGACGACGAGUUCGACGACGAGGCGCGUGCGGCGCUCGUCGAGCGGCUGCGUGCCGCAAGUCACGCCAGUGAUCUUGCGCUGCAGCGCGCCAUGGGAACGAGCGUGCGGGGCAUGCCGCCGGCGCGUGCCAAGCCAAAGGUGAACCCGUCGCCACGGCGCAAGGCGCGCCCGUCCACGGGCCAGAGCCGUGCGCUGCGCCUCGUGAGCCCGCGGCGCCGUGCGCUGCGGCCGAGCAUGCCGGCGCGGCACAAGAGUAUCGGAGCAGCGCUCGAUCUCGGGGAAAAAACGCAAGCAAGUGAGCCACGCAAGAGUAUCGCGCCUCGUCCGAGCACGGCACGCCCGCUGGCGCCGCGUCCGAGUGUUGCGCAGAGUGCGCCCCGCCCGAGCGUCGCGCCGAGUGCGCCGCGGCCCAGCAUGGCGCCGGGUGUGCGGCCGAACGUGGCGGCUGGCGCUGCGCGUGCCGCACCGCGGCCCAGUGUGCCGCCGCGCAAGGUUGAGAAGAACGACAAAGCGCCGCGUGCAUCGCUUGCACCGAAACUCGUGCGUCCCCGUGCAGAGCCCGAGAAGCGUCCCGAGCCCGAGAAGCGUCCCGAGCCCGAGAAGCGGGCAGAGAAGCGUGCCGAAGAAAAACUCCCCGAGGACAAGCGGGCGCUCGCGAGUCCCCCGAUGGACGAAGGCGUCUACCCCCCCGUCUCGCCGACGAUGCUCGCCGAACCGUGCCUAUCGCCGCUGUCGCCGACUGGUGCGCAUUCGCAAAAGUCGCCUGGAAAGAGUCCGCCGGUAAAGCGCCGCGGCCUCUUUCAGCGGCAGUUCCUUGCGCGCCCCGAGGCCGAGGAAGGGGACAGCUCGAUGGACUCGUUUCUGCAUACAGAUCUAGGGGAUCUUUCGGCGCAGCUCCCCCGCGAAGACUGGCAGACGGGUCUUUUGGAUGCGCCCGGCCAAGGUACGCCCGAGAAGCCCUUCCCUGCGCGCUUCCGCGUGGAGCCGCAUUCGAGCCGCGUGCAAUAG
Messenger RNA from Malassezia japonica, 2802 nucleotides. It is a transcript of the gene KIP3, whose product is annotated as tubulin-dependent ATPase kip3. The record is from RefSeq and is a predicted model, not a curated record. Gene Ontology annotation, biological process: microtubule-based movement. The transcript is spliced from 2 exons. The coding region runs from base 1 to 2802 and encodes 933 amino acids. Gene Ontology annotation, molecular function: microtubule binding; microtubule motor activity; ATP binding. NCBI's taxonomy places the organism in Eukaryota, Fungi, Basidiomycota, Malasseziomycetes, Malasseziales, Malasseziaceae.